AUGUGGUGCAAGUCAAGGUUGAACACAUUAUGGAAGACAUUACAACAAUGUUCAACAACAUAUCAAUCAUUGGAGAGAUUGAAUGAUGAGAUCACUGCUCACUUUGAACAAAUGAUCAAGGUGUUGAUCGCUCAGGAACACAAGGUCAAGACUCCAAUCAAUGUUCAGAUGGAACUUGUCAAAUCAACAAUCAACAACAUCAUCAAUGAGAUCAAAGACAUCAAUUCUAUCAUCAACUUGACUCAUCCUGUGGACCACAACAACAACAAUAAUAACAACAACAAUGACUCAGAUGGUCUUGAUGUUUACCAAAAGAUUAUCAACACAAUCACAUCAUGCACAUCGAUCGAACAAUUCAUCAACAUCUAUACACCAACCAUUGUUGAUGAUGAUGGAUCCAGAGUGGAUGAUGAUCAAUUGUUGACAAUGAUCAAGAAUCACGUUGAACAUAUAUCAAUGUUACCUUAUGAUGAUGACUCUACGGCCAAGCUACAAGCGUGUCAAGUUAGGAUUGACACCAACAAGUUGAAUGAUGUCAAGAAACAGAUUGAAUCAUGCUUUACACUCAUUGAUCCAACUAAGGUAAACAAACCAAAGGAGUUUGAUCGACAUGUGUUCACAUUCAACAAAGACGAUUGUUCACUUUUCUCACUGGACACAUUCACAUGGAAAUCAACUAACAGAGUACACAAUAGAUCAUCCUCUCCAAUAUUUACAUCUACUGUGUAUGCCAGAGGAAGUGUCUACAUAUUUGGAGGUGGAGACUCACCAGCAACAUACACUCGGUACUCAUUGAUCGAGAAACAAGCCUAUAGUCAUGAGAUGGUUGGAAUCACUGGUGGACGACUUUUAUCAGCAGUGUAUGAUGGUGACAAUCAUAUCUACCUUGUUGGUGGCCUUCAUGACUUUAACUUUUUAGAUAUUGUCCAAUGCUUCAAUAUUGACACUCAGCAAAUCUCAUUAAUUGGACACAUUCCAUAUGGUCUGUCCAACCCUUUCAUUCAUUUCCACAAUGACAUCAUCUACAUUGUUGGUGGAAACAGGAGUGUGGCUCAUCGUGACUUCAUCUCAUUCAAUGUGAAGACACUGACAUCUGAAGUUCUCCUCCGAGAUAUCAGCACCAAUCAAAAGACAAGUUGUUUCGAUGGCAAGGACAAUAUCUACAUUAUUACCUCACAGGCUUUCAUCCGAUACACAUUGUCCAACAAACAAUCAACAAAGCUGUCCAUGCCUCCAAGGGUUGAUAACUAUCUCACAAUUUUGUAUGAUGAACAAAUUGGUAUACUCUACAUUGGAGGCAAGGGCAAGAACUAUAGGUACACUGUCCAGAAUAAUCAAUGGCUCAUCAUCAAUGACAAUGACUAUAUUAGUGAUCGAACUACCAGUGCUGUAUGUUUGAUAAGAAACUGA
Molecule: messenger RNA, 1410 nt
Organism: Acytostelium subglobosum LB1
Lineage: Eukaryota; Evosea; Eumycetozoa; Acytosteliales; Acytosteliaceae
Exons: 1
Coding region: 1-1410 (469 amino acids)
Molecular function (GO): protein binding
Source: RefSeq, a predicted model, not a curated record